This is a messenger RNA of Eurytemora carolleeae, 2202 nucleotides long. RefSeq names its product histidine ammonia-lyase. The record is from RefSeq and is a predicted model, not a curated record. Gene Ontology annotation, molecular function: histidine ammonia-lyase activity. Gene Ontology annotation, cellular component: cytoplasm. Lineage: Eukaryota; Metazoa; Arthropoda; Copepoda; Calanoida; Temoridae. Bases 60 to 2090 code for a protein of 676 amino acids. The transcript has 2 exons. Gene Ontology annotation, biological process: L-histidine catabolic process.
UUGUUUAAGAUGACCAGGAUUCUUAAACUUCAUCUCAUUCAGCUCCAGAUUGCCUCAAGAUGAAGAUUAGUUGCAGAGUUCGCGGAGAUUGGUUCCAUGUACCCUGUAAGAGUAACAAGCUGACAAUCAGAUGGUUGGGAGAAGAAGCUCUCAGAAGAUUUCUCAAGCUUAGACCUCCUUCCUUUGUUCCAAACCGGGAGGAAAAGGUUCAUGAUAUAAGAAAGACUCUUGGCGGAGCUAUACUUGAUCCUGAAGACAAGAUUGAAGAUGUUCUUGAUGAUAAUGAUUUUGUCUCGAUUGUUCUGGAAACGGAUCGACCUAAUCCUAAUCUAUCAGAUGCCGAGAUUAAGUUUGUCACAUCUCAAGUACCAGGCGGAAAGUUUGAGAUCCCAGAUAAAUAUCUUUUCCUGGACGGAAACUCUCUCUCUACGGACGACCUUCUUCAGCUUGGGAAAGGCAAGUUUAAGAUCAAGCUGACCGCAGAAGCUGAGGAGAAGGUUAAAGCAUCCAGAGAGGUCAUUGAUAACAUAGUUAAGGAUAACCGUGUUGUGUACGGAAUCACUACAGGAUUCGGUAAGUUUGCCCGAACCAUCAUUGAGAAGGAAAAACUGGAAGAGCUUCAGGUUAACCUUAUCCGUAGUCAUGCUGCUGGAGUAGGACGUGCUCUCUCUCCGGAGAAAACAAGAAUGCUCCUGGCUCUCAGAAUUAAUGUGCUUGCAAAAGGUUUCUCCGGAAUAUCCUUGAAGACCCUAAAACAGCUGAUCGAUGCAUUCAACAUGUCCUGUCUUUCCUGGGUUCCAGAGCAGGGAACUGUCGGGGCGAGUGGAGAUCUUGCUCCUUUAUCUCAUCUAGCGCUGGGUAUGAUGGGAGAGGGGGAUAUGUGGUCUCCAUCUACUGGUUGGGGUAAGGCAAGAUAUGUUUUAGAAAGUCAUAAUCUAACUCCUAUAACUUUGAGUGCCAAGGAAGGUUUAGCUCUGAUCAAUGGAACCCAACUGAUAACUUCUAUUGGAGCUGAAGCAACUGAACGAGCAGGAAUGAUUGCUCGUCAAGCAGAUGUAGUUGCAGCUCUUACUCUAGAGGUUCUGAAAGGAACAUCUAGAGCUUUUGAUAGCGAUGUGCAUAAGCUGAGACCCCACAAGGGUCAAGGUGUGGUGGCAAGACGACUGAGAUCACUUCUCCACUCUGAGACUUAUCCAUCAGAAAUAGCGCAAAGUCACAGGUUCUGUGAUAAGGUUCAAGAUGCGUACACUCUCCGCUGCGCUCCUCAGGUUCAUGGAAUCACACAUGAUACUAUUGAGUUUGUUCGAGGUAUAAUCACAAUUGAGAUGAAUAGUGCUACGGACAAUCCAAUCGUUUUGGCGGAGAGAGGAGAAACAAUUUCCGCCGGAAACUUUCACGGCGAAUAUCCAGCAAAGGCUUUAGAUUACCUUGCUAUUGGUAUUCAUGAGCUGGCGUCUAUGAGUGAGCGAAGGAUUGAAAGAUUGGUCAAUCCAGCUUACAGCGAACUCCCCGCCUUCCUGGUCAAGGAUGGAGGAUUCAACUCCGGGUUCAUGAUUGCACACUGCACAGCGGCUGCUUUGGUUUCUGAGAACAAAACAUUGUGCCAUCCUGCCAGCGUGGAUUCUCUUUCAACCAGUGCUGGUACUGAGGAUCACGUCUCCAUGGGUGGAUUUGCUGCCAGGAAAUGUCUCCAGGUUGUAAGAAAUGUAGAGAAGGUGAUUGCUAUCGAACUGCUCGCUGCGUGUCAAGCUAUUGAAUUUCUCCGUCCUCUGAAGACAACUCUACCCCUGGAGGAGGUUUACAAGUGUGUCCGGAGUGUUGUUGGACCCUGGGAUAAGGAUCGUUAUAUGUCUCCGGAUAUACAGAGUGUAACCAAGAUCUUGAAGGAAGAGAAGAUCUGGAAUGCUGUCAAGGUUUGCAUGGAGCAGUAUCAUUCCAGUCAGAACAUAGAAACCAGAGUUUUCAGUCCUUCCACGUUUACUGUCGGAGAACCAAGGCCCCAUGCGUCCAAUGGGAGGAAGAGAAAGAUAUCCACAAUGAUUGCUGAUGGGAAACCUGUUAAAACAGGGAAAGCUGCCGCUAUUUGUUAACCUUGGAUGAACCAGCUCAUUGAAUAAUGUACUUCAAUUAAAACCUAACAAAAUUUUCUUUCAUUUGUUUAUUAACAUUUUAAUUCAUUAAAAAAUAAAUAUAUAAAUUUAA